This is a messenger RNA of Symbiodinium sp. CCMP2592, 2145 nucleotides long. NCBI's taxonomy places the organism in Eukaryota, Dinophyceae, Suessiales, Symbiodiniaceae. The record is from the annotation of a GenBank genome assembly.
AUGGGCAGCGUGGAACUCGUCGGCGCAGCUCGGGUUCCUGUGGCAAAGAUCCGGAACUCCGAAGGAGACGACCUGUGUGAUGUGUCGAUCAACAACGUCGCAGCGCUUGAGAACUCCAGAUUUGUGGCUGCGAUGUCGAGCUUAGACUCGCGAGUGCCUAGCUUGGGACGUUUCAUCAAGCACUGGGCUUCCCAGCGGCGGAUUAACAACCGCUCCGAGGGGACGUUGAGCACCUACACCCUGAUACUGCAGCUCUUCUACUCCCUCCAGGUCCGCGAUCCGCCCGUGCUGCCGCGCGUGGCCUGCAUGCUCUCCCAGGAUGUGAUGGGCGAGAUGAAAGAGAGUGAGGACUCGAACUCCGAUGUCACGAAGGCAGCACCGAAGGCGGUCAACGACCUACUUUCUGCGCCAGAGAUGGACGAGGUUUCUGGAGAACUGCGCUCCCUGCCCUUCCUCGCGGAUCCAAAGUUGAUCAAGCAGGACGGCCGGUUCCCAACGCUUCACAGGAAUGAGGAGAGUCUUGGAGACUUGCUGCUGUCCUUCUUCCAGCUUUGGGGCAAAGAGGAUGUCGAGCUUGUGGCCUCAUGUUUCCUUGUCAUUCCACUUGGCUACGAGCUUGUUCCAGCAACCCGCUGGGGCUCCCAUCACAGGUGGGAGCCUGGUGGCCAGGGCAAGGUCUUCGAGGCGCGAUCCGAGGCCCCAGAGCCCAGCAAAGCUGGGAGCUUCUGCUUCUUUUCGAGUGAUUGGGCGGACAUGCAGCUGCCGACGACGCACCGAUUCCCGAUCGACAAGUAUCGGAUGACGAGGGAGCUGCUGGAGGAGGCCGGCACUCCAGUGCUCGCAGGUCCUUUGGCCACUUUUGAGGAGGCUUCUUUGGCCCACUCGGAAGCGUACGUUCGGAGCAUCUUCUUGGGCGAGGCCACGGAUCAGAUGCGGCGACGUGUCGGCUUCAGGGAAGCCCCGAUGGAGGCCUACGUGCUCCGAACGUUGGCGAGCCUUGGUGCGACUGUGGCUGCUACACGCCACUGCCUCAGCAAUGGAGUUUGGAGUGGCGCCGUGUCUGGAGGCACGCAUCAUGCUUUUGCCGACUCCGGCGAGGGGUUCUGUGUAUUCAACGAUAUUGCUGUGGCGGCCCGCCUCGCUCAGCGCGAGUUUCAAGUGACAUCAGUCCUUGUCAUAGACCUUGAUGUGCAUCAGGGUAACGGAACGGCGGCAAUCUUCCACGACGAUCCUUCCGUGUACACGGUGUCUGUGCAUCAGAAGAAAGGCUACCCCUUUUCGACGCGCUGUGCCUCCGACCUGGAGAUAGACCUGCCUGACGGCUGCGACGACGAGGAGUUUCUUCAAGCUCUGAUGCCACUCCGGGACCUCGUCGCUCAGAAAGGAGGGAGCCAUAGCCUCCUCAUCUACCAGGCCGGCGUGGACGGCCUGCAAGGGGAUCGCUUCGGACGCUGGGCACUCACACGCCGAGGCCUACAAAAGCGGAACGCUUUCCUCUACUCCCUGGCUUGUGAGUGCCAGGUGCCGCUACUUAUCACAAUGGGAGGCGGAUAUCACAAAGACAUCCGAGAGACUGUGCGUGCCAGUGCUGACGUGUACCUUCAGGCUGCCGAAGCCUGGGAACAGUGCUCGCAAAAGAUCUCAGCGCUUCCGUGUGAUGCAGAGCUUUCUGAACUUGCAACGGCAUUCCCCUUCUGUUCUGAAAGAAAGCGGCUUUUCGACCAAGAAUACCAGGGUCUGAUGUUGAGUCAGUUUUGCAAUGCGGAGUUCCGUGGCGGCGACGAUGGAAACGGGCAGACCGUGUACGUGUAUGAUGCUUCCCAGGAGGUGAACGACCUCGGAGUUCUGGUGAUGAGGUGUCCGCUGACGGGGAAGAAUGUGAAUCCGUUCACGACGAUGGUUUGGCGAGCCAUUCACGCGGAAUUCGCACGCGCAGCGACGCUUCUAGAACAAGGCGACACCGCUCUGCUGCACCUGGAUACGGUGUUUCUGAAAAUCAUCGGGUUCUCUUCGGGGUUCCGUGGACUCCCUACUCUUCGUGUUUGUAUUUCGGUCCCCAAUUUACGUGAUGCAGUUCCUUGUCUUUCCCCAGAAAACGGUUUAACAUGGAAUCGCAGGCUUCCAGUCAAGGGGCUGGGCAUCUAG